UUUCACCCGAAAUUUGUAAUGAAAUCAUCAUGGAUUUUUCUCUUGCAACCCAAAGGGACAUUGUUGCAACUUUGCCAAGUAGAGUUUACUUUGGUCUGAUGCUUGAUGAAUCGUCAGAUAUAUCAGCUAAGGAACAGGUUUCCAUAUGCUUUCGAACAGUCGAUGACGACUUUGAAAUCUAUGAAGAUUUUUUAGGAUUUUAUGAAACGGCCACAACCAAAAGCGCGGAUCUCUUUAAUAUUGUGAUGGACACCCUGAAAAGGUUUAACAUUUCAAUCAAUAACUGUCGCAGUCAAUGUUACGAUGGCGCUAGUGCUAUGGCUGGCGAUAUUUCGGGUUUAAAGACUCGUAUCAUGCAAACAGAACAUCGUGCGCUUUUUGUUCAUUGUAGAUCUCAUUCAUUGAAUCUUGUCGUGCAGGCUGAGGUUUCCAGGAAUACCGAUAUUGCCAACACCAUGUCUCUUGUGCAGAAUUUCAUUGCAUUUGCCAGAGGAUCUCCAAAGCGCUUAGCUUGGUUCCAUAACUUCCAGGAUCAAAAUGAUAAUGCAGAUGCCAAUGGAACAUCGUUUCGUCCCUUUUGUCCAACUCGGUUUAUUAUGCGCAAGAUAUCAAUCGUAUCCAUCACUAGUAAUUAUUCUUCCCUCAUUGAAUGGCUACAAGACCUUGAAACAAAUGAAGAUUUCGUCAAAUGUAAAGCCGAAGCUGCAGGAUUUUUAGCAUCGUUCCAGAGAUUUGACACAUUUUUUAAAUUCGAAAUGCUGCGACAAAUUUUUACAACGUUGGAGGAUGCAAACACCCAGUUACAAGGAGCCCAGUUAAAUUUCCAGCGAGCAGAAGCCGUUAUUGAAGCAUUGAAAAAGGUUUUCAUAGAUGCCAGAUCCGAAGAACGUUUUGAUGUCCUGUGGACGUCGGCUGAAGCUUCAGCAAAAUUUUAUGAUUUGGAUGAGCCGGAAUUGCCCCGUCAAAGAAGACCUCCGGCGAGACGCACUGGAUCGGCAGCAGCUUAUUUCCCCUCUACGCCGAAAGAAAUGUAUCGCAAGAUUUUCUUCGCUGCUUACGACGGAGUCAUUGUUGGGCUUUCGGACCGUUUCGAACCAAGUUCGACUACGACCCAUUUGAAGAAAGUUCAAGAAUUUCUCAUUGGGAAAACUGGAGUUGAAUAUUUAGAGGAAUUCUGUCAGAAUGAUUUUGAAGAUUAUCAGCGACUCCUACUUCAUCGAAAUAUUGCACUGGAGGCAGCCAAGAGUGAAAAAAAAGAGAUUAAAGAUUUUCAGGACUUUCUCGACUUCCUCAAGAUGGAUCAUCAUAUGGGUAUUCGCUCUUUAGCAUCCGAAGUUGUCAAGCUAGUCAAGAUCGUUCUUACUAUGGCAGUCACGACUUGCACCGCUGAGCGUUCAUAUUCCGGUUUAAGGCGACUCAAAAGUUACCUACGCUCAACAAUGACUCAGAAAAGAUUGAACGCCGUCGCUCUACUAAACACUCACCGUGAUAUCGUUAAAACUUUUGAAUUGGACGUGCUUUUAGAUAAUUUCAUUGCCAAAGUUCACUUGCGUAUGUGAACAUUUUCUAUGUCAAAUGCCACAAACGGCAAGUCAAAUGUAAAGCCAAUUGACUCUUAGGAAUUAAUGUUUUUGUUAAGCUUAAGCAGGUGCAAUAUUCAAUAUUAUUUAUUAAUCCAGUUAUCUAAAAUCCAGAACACUUCAUUCCUUGAAUCCUUGUCCUCCUCCUUAUGAAUCAAUGCACCAUGCGCUUGUUGUUUCAAUACAGUUUCACUUUCAACAGUU
Messenger RNA from Daphnia magna, 1784 nucleotides. RefSeq lists its product as uncharacterized. The record is from RefSeq and is a predicted model, not a curated record. Gene Ontology annotation, molecular function: protein dimerization activity. The coding region runs from base 30 to 1559 and encodes 509 amino acids. The transcript is spliced from 2 exons. Lineage: Eukaryota; Metazoa; Arthropoda; Branchiopoda; Diplostraca; Daphniidae.